AGCCUUAAAUGGGUGAUGAGUCACGGUUUAUGACCCUUUCUUUAUCAGCAAUAAGUUAGGUAAACCACAUGCAGUCAGAAGUGGCUCUCAUUCACACCCCGAGCUCCUGAUCGAGGACAGCAGCGAACAUGAAGGGAUAUUUGGGCUUCUUCCUGCUGAUCGCCGUCCUCACGGCUUACACGUGGAGAGAUAGGUUUGAUCCAGAGUCGGUUCGAGGGGCCCGGGUGUUGAUCACAGGGGCCAGUUCGGGCAUCGGGGAGCAGAUGGCCUACCAUUACGCAAAGUUCGGAGGUCAGAUCGUCAUCACUGCCAGACGAGAGGAUGCUCUGAAAAAGGUGGUGCAGAAGUGUUUAAAACUGGGUGCAAAAAAGGCAGCGCAUGUGACCGGAGACAUGUCUGACCCCGCUGACCCCGAGAGAGUCUUCAGAUACGCUGUGGAGAAACUGGGUGGGCUGGACUUUCUGGUGGUCAAUCAUGUUGGAAACACCAACGUUGAACUCUGGAACGGAGACUCUGAUCACGUCAGGUCAAUCAUGCAGGUGAAUUUUGUGAGUUACGUGCAAUUGGCUGCAGCAGCUCUUCCUGUUCUGGAAGCGUCUGGUGGAUCCAUCAUUGUAGUGUCUUCAGUGGCAGGUAAGAUGGCGAGUCCGUUCGUGGCUCCGUACACCGCUACCAAGUUUGCUAUUAACGGUUUCUUCGGAGCACUGCAGAGCGAACUGGCCCUCAAGAAGAGCAACAUGUCCGUUUCAAUCCUCAUCCUCGGUCUGAUAGACACGGAAUCAGCCAUGAACAAGAUCAGAGGAUACGCCACGAUGACCGCCUAUCCUGCCAGUGAAGCCGCUCUGAACAUCAUCAAAGCCGGGGCGACCCGUCAGAGAGAGGCCUACUACCCCUGGUUCCACUACUUCACCUGCCUGCUCGAUAACGUGCCCUUCAUGAAGGACAUUAUGAUGUCACGCCUCAGCUCCGUGUAUAUGGACUGAACCUGACGUAAAACCACUGUAUGUCAAAAUCAGUUUCAGAUUGAUCUGGGAAUUUGAAAAUUAAAGUGCCUCUAUUAUGGAUUUUUGGAAACGAGUGAAUAAAAACAUCUGGCAAAGUUUCAAAUCGAAAAGUUUAGUGUAUAAAGUUAUCGUCUGUCAAAAGAGACGUUUCUGAAUCAUCGAAACAAGUGAUUUUUUUAAAACGAAUCUUAAGCGUUUCAUGUUGACAUCCACAUUAAAACGUUAGCAUACCA
Puntigrus tetrazona (Sumatra barb) is the source of this 1237-nucleotide messenger RNA. RefSeq names its product hydroxysteroid (11-beta) dehydrogenase 1-like b (gene hsd11b1lb). Gene Ontology annotation, molecular function: oxidoreductase activity. Gene Ontology annotation, cellular component: intracellular membrane-bounded organelle. The coding region runs from base 129 to 983 and encodes 284 amino acids. The record is from RefSeq and is a predicted model, not a curated record. NCBI's taxonomy places the organism in Eukaryota, Metazoa, Chordata, Actinopteri, Cypriniformes, Cyprinidae. The transcript has 7 exons.